Pelobates fuscus (common spadefoot toad) is the source of this 657-nucleotide messenger RNA. It is a transcript of the gene FBXO48, whose product is annotated as F-box protein 48. NCBI's taxonomy places the organism in Eukaryota, Metazoa, Chordata, Amphibia, Anura, Pelobatidae. The coding region runs from base 177 to 593 and encodes 138 amino acids. Gene Ontology annotation, molecular function: protein binding. The transcript has 3 exons. The record is from RefSeq and is a predicted model, not a curated record.
ACCAUCCUUGCCACUGAGCAUCAAACAGCCUUUUACCUGGUGCUGUUGCCAAGGGAGACAGAUCAACAAAAAGACCAUCUAGCCUUCUAAACCAACCAGAGGACUGUCUGUCAACAGUUGGUUAGUUUCUAUCUACCUGCCUGAGUGUGAACAUCAAACCACAGAUUUUGACCAAAAUGAAGAGAAUGAGUGAGAAACAUAAAAAACAAAAUAACAACAACAGCUACCUUGAUCGCAUGCCUCCAGAAAUUCUUUGUCAUCUAUUAAGCUAUCUUGAAUUGGAAGAUCUAGUUGCUAUUGGCAAAACGUGUAAAUUCUUCAAUCAAACAGUCCAAAACACAAACACUCUAUGGAAAAAACACUGUCUGGCUAUUGCUCAUGUUUGCCAGAUGGAUAUCAAGAAUGAUCGAAAAGAUGGAUAUACGUGGAAGGUAACGUUGCAGAGAAAUUACCUGAAAAGUAAAGUGAAAAAAGAUUGGCUGAAUGGGGAAUACAGCAACAUACGCUCAUCUGCAAACCUUCCGAAGAGAAGCAUGCACCCGAUGCAUGCAGAGGAUUGGGGAGAAAUUCUCAAGGUUGAACUGGAGAGAUAAAGAACAAUUGAAAAGAAUUUGUCAUUUUUAUUGCACUUGUAUUUAUUUAUUUAAUUUAAGUGAA